This is a messenger RNA of Phytophthora nicotianae INRA-310, 789 nucleotides long. RefSeq lists its product as hypothetical. The record is from RefSeq and is a predicted model, not a curated record. The transcript is spliced from 2 exons. The coding region runs from base 1 to 732 and encodes 243 amino acids. NCBI's taxonomy places the organism in Eukaryota, Oomycota, Peronosporomycetes, Peronosporales, Peronosporaceae. Gene Ontology annotation, molecular function: protein binding.
AUGGAUGUGAUGGAGGCGAUGAAGAACGAGGGCAACGCUCUAUUUCAGCAGCAACGCUUUGAUGAGGCUGUGCGAGUCUACACCUCCGUACUCGAUAAGCUGCGAGACUCCGGUCCUGUUGAUGAAACCGCCGCACGACUCGAAAUUGCAGUGCGACUGAACCGCGCGUGGGCAUGGGUCCAAAUACCUAACGACGAGAGUAGUGAGGCCACGCUAGCUGCAGCGGAGCAGGACUGCAGCUCUGUGAUUGCAAAGGAUGCGUCUUGUGUAAAGGCAUUUUACCGACGAGCACUUGCACGAGAGCGCAGAGGGCAGUGGAAGCUGGCAAUAGAGGACGCAUCGGCAGUGAAGCAACUUGAACCUGGUAACCCUUCCAUUGCUCCGUUGCUGGAGCGGCUGCAACAGCGCAAUCAGGAGGAGGACGAGUUGACACCGAACUUUCAACAGUGUACACUCAAUAAUGUUGCCAGCACCACCUCAUCGUCGUCAAAUGCACUUGCUGGCGAGGCUGAAGAUGCAUGGAAAUCCCUGCAAGCAGCUGAAAUUGAUCUCCUGAAUGUUUAUUCUAAAAAGCGGCCAUCGAUGGCACGUCGCAAGCAGAAGGAACCUCAGAAAGAUAAACGGGAGAUCUCGCAGAAGACGGAUGACCUAUGGGAAUCACUGAGGUGUGAGGAGAUUACAACAGUCGCUAAAGCUUUUCCUCGGUCGAAGAAGGGAGCUUCUAUUGAGUAAACUACAGUGUUAGACUGCCAUCAAUGCAGAAUAAAAGACGAUGACAAUAAAUUCUAU